AUGAAGUUAACCGUUUAUACUCUCGACGACAAGAUGUUCACCCUUGACGUGGCGGCGGAACUUGAACUAGAGAACUUCAAAGCGCUGUGCGAGUUCGAAUGUGGGGGGAUCCCGGCUCGAGAGAUCGCGAUCCUGAACAACGGAGUUCCUCUCAGGGACGACAAGAAGACUCUGGGCGCGUUCGGACUGAAGGACGGGGAUGUGGUGGUUCUACAGAGGAUGAGGAACCAGCCGGCGGCUCCUCAGGCUCAGGCAGCCGCUGCAGGAGGUCUGCCUUUCCCAAUGUUUGACUUUAGCAACAUCCAAGUACCAGGCGCGUCAUCAUCAUCAUCACAGCAAAGGUCACAGCGCCCUCCGGCCCCGCCACCCCAGCGACCGGCCGAUGAACCGGACCCAGCAUCGCUCCUGGAAAUGCUCAGGAACAGUCCACACGACAGGUCACUUCUCAAGGAGCGCAACCCUCCUCUGUCAGAAGCAGUGGAGGCUGGGGACUUAGCCAAGUUUACAGAAGUGCUGACUCAGCAGCGUAAGGAGCGGGCCGAGAAGGAAGCUCAGCGAAUCCGUCUCCUGACGGCUGAUCCGUUCGACCCUGAAGUGCAGAGGCUCAUUAACGAGGAAAUCCAGCAGAAAAAUAUAGAAGAAAACAUGAAUGUAGCCAUGGAAGAAAUGCCGGAGAGUUUCGGACAGGUGGUGAUGCUUUACAUCGACUGUAUGGUGAACGGGCAUCCAGUCAAGGCAUUCGUAGACUCAGGUGCCCAGAUGACCAUCAUGAGUAAAGCCUGUGCAGAAAGGUGUAACAUCAUGAGGCUGGUAGACAAGAGAUGGGCAGGCAUCGCAAAGGGAGUCGGCACCCAGAAAAUCAUCGGCAGGGUCCAUGUGGCUCAGAUCCAGAUCAGGACGGCCUUCCUGCAGUCGUCGUUCUCAGUGCUGGAGGAUCAGCCUAUGGACAUGCUGCUGGGACUGGACAUGCUCAGGAGACACCAGUGCACGAUCGACCUGAAGAAGAACAUCCUGCUGAUCGGGUCCAGCAACACAGAAACCCCGUUCUUGAGCGAGGCAGAUCUCCCGGAGUGCGCACGGUUAAAUCGCCAGGUCUCGGACAGUAGUCUGACCGAUCAGGAGAGGGAAGACCGGGCUCUCGCUGAGGCCUUGGCCAAAUCUGCGGAGGAAGCAGAACUGGCUGAGCUAAACUCACGAGAGGAAACUUCGGCCCGAGGAGAAAAGAGGAAAAGUACAGAGAAUGAUGUAGGCGGGCCAAGUAAGAAGACUGCAAGAAAAUAGCAGCAGCCAUACUAGAAGGACAUAUCAUAAGGCAGCACCAAUUUAUCAUCUUGGUUUGCAGGCAUUUCUUAACGAACGUUCGACAAGCAGAACAGAUGAAAAGAGAGGGCCAGGAGGAAAACUGGCAUCUGACUAUAUCUACUUCACAAAAACUUUGUAUACCAACAUACAGACUUUACCCCAGACUUUGUUUUUAUAUUGAGAUUCCUCUUUAGCAUUAUACAAGAUCAUGACAGUUUCUCAAGUACAGUGGAUAGAUUUUGGAAACAGUCAGACUUGAGGUAGCAUCCACUUAAGCAUCCAUCAUUGACACGAAGCCAGAUCUGUGUAUCAGCGAGUUUUUAACCUCUUCAGCAUUGUUUUUUUUAAAGUCUGAGGGACAACAAAUGACAUUUGUAUGGCCUGAAGCCUGUUCUAGGGCUUUAAAGGACAUAAAACCUUUCAUCAUUGACAUGUCUGUGUAUCAGCAAGUUUUUGACCUCUUCAGCAUUGUUUAUGUUUUGAAAGUCUUAGAAACAUUACAAUUCUAUUGAUCAGCAUGUUUUUAACCUCUUCAGAAUUGUUUUGUUUUUUUAGUCUGAGAGACUACAAAUGAAAGUAGUAUGGCCUGAAGCCUAUUCUAGGGCUUUAGUUUGAAGGACAUAAAACCUGUACCUAAGCUGGAAAACACAUUGCUUGCCUCCAUACGGGACAGGACUUUAAACCUGUUUCCUGUUCACAGUACAUGAAGUUGUUGCAUGUAGUAUACGACCCUUCUCUGUUUACAGUAGUCGUCUUAAUGUAUAUCAUACCCUGUACUAUUUUCCAUUUGCUCUUCUGUCUUCAUGCUCUACAACUUUCUACAUGUUCUUAAACAAGUUGAAACUGUUAAAAUUUAUUACUUACUGUUAGCUUACAGGAUGAUUUUAAUGAUAGCUAUUGCUGUUAUUGUUGUUGUUGAUGAUGAUGUUGUGCUGUUGUGAUAGUCAUAUUUGGUUGUAAAGUGCCAAUUUUUCAGUUCCUGGUAUAGUUAGAAAGAGUUGCAUGUUUCCAAAAAGUAAAAUACUAAAUUGAUGUUUGACCUGAGAAUAAACUUGUUGUAAGAAAAGUCA
Molecule: messenger RNA, 2372 nt
Organism: Branchiostoma floridae (Florida lancelet)
Lineage: Eukaryota; Metazoa; Chordata; Leptocardii; Amphioxiformes; Branchiostomatidae
Product: protein DDI1 homolog 2-like
Exons: 8
Coding region: 1-1281 (426 amino acids)
Biological process (GO): proteolysis
Molecular function (GO): protein binding; aspartic-type endopeptidase activity
Source: RefSeq, a predicted model, not a curated record